This is a messenger RNA of Nezara viridula (southern green stink bug), 1278 nucleotides long. Lineage: Eukaryota; Metazoa; Arthropoda; Insecta; Hemiptera; Pentatomidae. The record is from the annotation of a GenBank genome assembly.
AUGAUCUACCAGGAACGACUACAGAAGUCAGAUCUCUUUUACGGUCUUAACAUUGCCCACUUGAAAUUCUAUGGGCUUUGGGAUGGAAUCAACGAUUACAGAAGCACUCGGAAAACGAGUAGGAUGUUCAAGCUCAACAUGACACUGAGUACUCUGUAUGUUUUCCCUUAUGUCGAUCAGUGUGAUUUGGUCGAUUUACUAAGAGUCGAUUUUCUGUCAAGUAUCCCUGACUCGAAGAGACACCACGUUAACAGCAUUUAUCAGCAGAAUGCGUUCAGGUGUAAUAUUUUCACUGUCUUGGCUUUUACUGGGAACGUCCUCACGAUUAUAACGUGGACCAUCUUGCCAGGAUUCGACACGGAGAAGACAGGAACAGGAAGGAAGAAGAUUUUGAGUGGCUGGUAUCCAGUUCCAUAUUCGGAAAGUCCUUGGUAUGAGAUAGUUUUCGGGUACGAGGUGAUCCUGAUUUGCUGGCACGGCUCGUUGGUAUCUCUAUACGAGAGUUUUCUUCUAAUAUUGUUGGUUGCUCUGUAUUCUCACUUCAUUGUCCUUGGCUACCACACAUCUACUCUGAAUAAAAACUACAAGGGCUUGAUAAAAACUAAAGAUGAUGCCACUAAUAACAUUGCUUUUAACAUGGAAUUAAGAAAAAUCCUACUGGAUUACAAUAAACUGCUAAGAUAUUCCCACCUACUUCAAACCACAUACAAUACAAUUACUACCAUCACUCUCGGCCUGGAUAUAUUAGUGCUUAUACUCACAAUUCUGUUCUUAAUGUUUGUUUCCAGCGAUGCGCUUUCUACUUUCAAAUUGAUGAUGUACUUUUCUUUUGCACUCAUCGAAAUCACGUUAUUGUGCGUUUCAUCCUCUUUUGUCGAAUCCGCUAGUAUGGCAAUACAAGAUAGCGUCUACAGCAGUGACUGGUACUCAGCCGAUAAGGCGUUCGCUACCACGGCACAAAUGAUUAUGAUAAGAGCUAAGAGACCUGUUACUUUAACUGCUCUUAAAAUGUAUCCAGUUAACAUGGAGACAAUGAUUGCAAUCUUUCGAUUUAUCUACUCAGCAGUGGCAGUUCUGUCAAAGAUGAAAGAAUAAUUUCAUUACUUUUAAGAGUUCUAAAAUAGCUUUGAUGUGUAUGCUUUCGCAUGCUAAUUUUGUAGGCUAGUAUAAUUUAUUGAUAGAGUGAAAUUAUCAGCUUGAAUGUAUGUAGAAAGUACCACUAAUAUUAUUUAUUAAAUUACGUAUGUUCUAUUAAUAGUUGGAAAUAAACAAUAGUGA